UUCCGAAAGAUUCGCGAUUAUUUGGUCGGCAUCUUGAUACACUUUCAUGCACUUUCGCCUCUUCAUCCUUUUCACUUUGACACUUCUACUAUAUACCUUAUCAUCUCUACUACCAAACAUGGGUCGCAGGACAACCAGGCAAGAGCCAGAAUCGCCUCCAGGAGGUUACAGGACAGUAGCGCCCGAUGACCCUGACGCAUACCCAUUGCUGGUUGCUUUUGAUCUAGACUAUACCCUGUGGGAUCUUUGGAUAGACACACAUGUGGUCCCUCCACUCAAACGCAAAGGGGAUGUGAUCAAUCAGCUUGUUGAUAGGCGCGGGCAAGACCUUUCCUUCUAUCGUGAAGUCCCUUCCAUCCUGGCCGACCUCAAGCACCGACGUAUACAUGUUGCUGCUGCUUCGCGGACAAGUGCUCCUGAGCUAGCGAGGGAAGCUUUGAGCCUGCUCCUUGUGCCAGCCCCUGAGGGAGACUCUCAUGUCAAGGCUCUUUCGUACUUCAACACUCUCGAGAUCUACCCAGGAUCAAAGCUACGGCACUUCAGAGAACUUCACCGCAAAACCGGCAUCCCCUACGACCAAAUGCUGUUCUUUGAUGACGAGCAUCGCAACUUUGAGGUGGAGUCUCUGGGGGUGACGAUGCAGCUUGUACCCUCUAGCGGAACGGACAAGAAGCUAUUCAAGCAGGGACUGGCGCAAUGGCGGAAGAGGAGGGGUAUACGGGUGGACGAGUAAGCGUGCUGCAGAUAGACAGGCUUUGCUGCCUUGAUAGACCUUCGCUUCGUGCAGCUGGAACUUCCCGAAUUUGCACAGGGCGGUCAUUGACCUGCAGUAGAUGGUCGAGCUUAGUCGAGGCCGACUGAGGCGACAUGAAGCAUAUCUGCUCUCUAUGGAUCUGAUAUAUGUUCCAGUUGAGUCGGCUGCCGCGCCGAGAACUGCGAUUGUUGUCAAGCAUCACAUGGUGCACUGUGGACAAUGGCAAAAGACAACAACAAAAGCAUGCGGUGCCUGUGGCUGGCGGUCUGACAACUUUCCAUUUGAGCGUUGAACGAUGAGCAAGUCAGCAGGAUCAGCAGACGAAGACGAACAGGCGAUUCGGGAGGUCCAAUAUGUCGCUGGGAUGCAUAAGUGAUACAU
Messenger RNA from Cryptococcus amylolentus CBS 6039, 1135 nucleotides. Its product is annotated as magnesium-dependent phosphatase-1. Lineage: Eukaryota; Fungi; Basidiomycota; Tremellomycetes; Tremellales; Cryptococcaceae. Bases 47 to 733 code for a protein of 228 amino acids. The transcript is spliced from 7 exons. The record is from RefSeq and is a predicted model, not a curated record. Gene Ontology annotation, molecular function: acid phosphatase activity.